UGUCCCCCAUGAAUUCCCUGAACAGUUCGCAGUUGCUCACUGUCUGGGAACUAAUCAUGGUCCAACAGUGUCCCAACGGAUGCAGAGUGGUGAGAAUGGAAUCAAGAAAUUGGAUUGGGGAAUGAGCACCAAACCACUUUGUGGCUGUAGUAAUGGAAAAGGAAGUCGAACCGAAGUGGGAGUAAAAGCAUAACAAACCAAAAGCAGAGAAGCGUAUUAAAAUCCAGCAACCGAAAAGGAAAAGUUGAAGUAAGUUUGAGAGGAAGGGAACGAAGAAGCGCGAGGCCGGAUAGCAGUGAGUAGUAGUAGUAGUAGUAGUGAGGGAUGGGCAGCCAAAGAUUCCGCCAGAAGUGGCAACUACACCCGUCAAUAGAUUGACUGCGUUGGGAUUUGUACUGCCGCUUUGCUUAAUACGAAUCGGAGGGUGGUACGCUUCUUUUGUCGACGCGCGCUGUAUCUGCAAAUAUGGUUGCCCGACGCUGAAGGGAGAAGAAGCAACCUUUUCUUCGAUCGUUCCGGUGGUGAUUGGAUAUCUUUUGUUCAGAGAUCAGAAGCAAGGUUUUCUUAGAUUGUUAGGGAGGAAAUUUGGAAGACUGGCUGUUCGGAGCUCUUCUGAGAAUUUUGAUCUUUAAUUUUGAUUGGACAUAGUUGUGGUUGAUACUGAUGUAGCAUCGCAAAUAAAUUGUCAACUUAAAUAUAACAGUUCAGAGGUUUUCAGGAAGUUCUGGCUCUUCAAUUUGUUCGUGGACUGUUGUUUGUUUCAACAGAUAAAGAAGAAUGGAGGCGGACCAUAACUUGAAUUUUCACAAUGGAAGAGUCUUUCCUCCAUCUCUUAGCAAUCAGAAUGUAGUAUCGUUUCAACCAGUGGCAAUAGGGUUGGUAUCAGAGGGAAUGUAUAAUUCAGGUGAAAUUAGCACUAUGGCAGGAAUGAUCUUGCCUGGCAACCCUGGCACUCAAAGUCAUACUGCUUCUGUGAUGCCACUGCCAGGUAAUCUUUCAGGUAACAUCAUUCUAGAUCCCAUGCCCCCUGCCAAGCACCCUGCAACGGUGACUACCCAUUGGUCUUUGGAAGAAUUAUAUGUGUUGAGACAAGGCCUCACGGAAUAUUCUACUGAGCCUAUUAAUAUAAUGAAAUAUAUCAAGAUAGCAGCUAAGCUGCCUGAGAAGACAGUGAGGGAUGUUGCAAUGAAGUGCCAGUUGAUGGUUGAGUAUUCACUUAAACAUAACGAGGAGAGUGGUAAAAGACGCAGAUUAGAAAAUUACCAUGUUGAAAAGAAGGAAAAGAUUGUGUAUACUUCCUCACUGAGCACCGUGCAUUCUUUGCAACCAGAGAGCGUGGCCACCUUUUCAUUGAGGGUGCAUGAUGUGCCGAGCAAUAAUCAACUUUGUCAAGCUACUCCAAUAAACUUUGAGACACAGAGCCUUCUAAUGGAGAAUUUUAAUCUUCUUAGUCAGAUUGGAUCAAACCUUGAACUGAGUAAGGUUCAAGAUAACAUCAACCUAUUCUAUUGCACCAGAGAAAACAUAACCAACAUUUUAACUAGCAUGAGUGUCGCCCCGGGCAUUAUGAGUCAGAUGCCUUCAUUGCCUGUGUUAAUCGAUGAUAAUCUUUUCCAGUCUAUUCUUCCCCUUGCUAACCAGGUGCAUUUACCUGCAAAUACUUCUCUAAAGGAAGAGCCGAGAUACUGGUAAAUCUUUUUCGCUUGGAGGGUGGCGAUUCGAUAUCUGUAACUGAAGUUGGCUUCCACAUAGCAAAUCGAAGCUUCUUCAGAUGGCUGCUAUGUUCUUCAAGGGAGAUCCUACUCAGAGCUAUAGCCGCGAUAUGCCUUGCAUUCAGUAUGAUAUAUAAAUGCAACUUAAUCUGUUACUGAGUUGCCAAUGUAAAUCCUUCAUUUGGUAGCAAGUGUCUAUAUAAUGAGGUGCUUUCAGGUCCAGUGAUUCUUUUGGAUUUUUAUCAUAUUCUUUUUUUCUGCGUUUUAGUUGAAUAAACGUAUGUAGUCUGACUGAACAAUCUUCAAACUAUAUAUGUCGCAUGGAAGAAUGUAAGUGAAGACAGACUUUUAUCAUUUCAGAGAUAUAAAUUUGUAAAUCAUCUAAAUAUCCGAUCCUCA
This is a messenger RNA of Zingiber officinale, 2111 nucleotides long. RefSeq lists its product as uncharacterized. The record is from RefSeq and is a predicted model, not a curated record. The coding region runs from base 778 to 1692 and encodes 304 amino acids. The transcript is spliced from 10 exons. NCBI's taxonomy places the organism in Eukaryota, Viridiplantae, Streptophyta, Magnoliopsida, Zingiberales, Zingiberaceae.